Messenger RNA from Argiope bruennichi, 1246 nucleotides. RefSeq lists its product as uncharacterized. NCBI's taxonomy places the organism in Eukaryota, Metazoa, Arthropoda, Arachnida, Araneae, Araneidae. The record is from RefSeq and is a predicted model, not a curated record. The transcript is spliced from 3 exons. The coding region runs from base 146 to 1057 and encodes 303 amino acids.
CCUUACUGUCAACCGCCUAUAAGAAGUAAGGUCAGCUCUGGAGACGACUUCAGCUCAAUCUGUUUUUAGUGCCAGACUCAGAUUUUUGUUCCUCUCCCAAUUGGAUAUACUGGCCCUGUGAGGUCUGCUGAUAACUCAGAUAAACAUGGCAUUAUUGAAGCCUGCAGUGGGAUUCUUGCUACUACUUGUAGUACUCAGCUGCUCUGCCGUAGAAGAAAAGGCUGAAAGCCAUGUAAAUGAGCAGCCAGUAAAGACUGAAGAAAAUAAAAAAGAAACAGUAGAGGUACAAAAAUCCACUGAAAAAGUGCCCGAAACCACUGUUGCUCCGAAGACUGAACAUCACUCAGAAGAUGUAAAACCUGAAGUUGAAAUUCAUGAAGUACAUCCAUCAGAACAACCAACCCAUUCAGAGCAUCCACAUGCAGCUGAUACCUCAGUUGGACGUCAGUUCCAUCCAAUGUACCAACCUAUGUUCCCUCAGCCAUCUGGUUUCAAUAUGAUCCGACGCCAGUUUGGAGGUGGCAUGGAAUUGCUUGGAGAUAUUGUUGUCAUGGGUAUGAUUGGUUUACCAAUUUUAGGACUUCUUACUGUAGGAUCUUCAUCAAUUGCCAAUUUCUUGGGCUUUGGAUCCAGCGGUUCUUCAAAAUCAUCAUCAAAACGAACCAGAAGAAGCUUGAAAGAGAAGGCUGCUGGUGCUGUUGAAUAUGCCAAGACAUUAUGGGAUGUGAUGGAACAACUUGAAAAGGCUUUUGAGCGAUAUGAUCUGUAUCAAGCUGAAUGCCGACUUCGAGCAGUCUGUGAAGCUCAUCAGAAAGUACCAAGGAUGGGAGCAUGGGGACAGACUAUUCUUAACCUCAUGAGGAAGCAAAAAGAGCUUGAAAGCAGAGAAAUCCUUCCUGUGUCCCGAUUCUUGUUUUCCAAUUAUGCAGAGGCCUCUCAAGCUGGUUCCAGAGGAGAAGACUGUACUCAGUUAUAUACAGGAUGCCCUCAUCACUUAUCGUAUUACAUAAGUGCUAAAGAAGAUGAAGUUGAAAACGAAGUUGAAAUUGGAAUGUGAAACCGCUUUUUUCAAUGAAAUAUCAAGUUAUUUGAAUAGCAUUGUUCCUUUAUCAUGUUAUUUAUUCAUCAUUUCCCGCAUUUUCGAUUCCUUGAAUGGCAUUUCUUAAUCAACCACCGUCCUCUUAUAUGUUUUUGUGUAAAAUUCUUUUGAAAUGGUUUUUUUUUUCAAUAAAUAUUGUUAUUAGUA